Centruroides sculpturatus (bark scorpion) is the source of this 963-nucleotide messenger RNA. RefSeq lists its product as uncharacterized. The record is from RefSeq and is a predicted model, not a curated record. Bases 318 to 932 code for a protein of 204 amino acids. Lineage: Eukaryota; Metazoa; Arthropoda; Arachnida; Scorpiones; Buthidae. The transcript has a single exon.
UUGGUGACCCGAACAAAAGACGAACACGUGCAAAUCUCAGGAGCUUGGACCGAGCAGCUACAAUCCGCUAGCAUCGAAGAACAUCGCACACGGAUUGUACGGAAGUGGACAGCUACAGCAUCGAGGGGACAGAUUUAAAGUGAGGAUACAAUUUUAUCCAGCAAAAUACUUGAUUUUGUGGAUUAUUCGACCACGUGUCUCGCUAACCCUAACGCUCGAAGCAUAAAGGCACACGGAUCGUCGCAACAAAAGUUUCUUUUCGCAAUUGUAAGUACGAACUUUUUUUUGGUUUUCUCGAGCGGUACCCCCAAGAAGAAAUGGAACCCUCGCAAUCAGGGACAAUCGCCAAAGUUUCUGUUAAACCACCUCCCUUUUGGAGAGCGAACCCAGAAAUUUGGUUCAAACAAAUGGAAUCACAAUUCUCACUAGCGGGAAUCACCAUGGAAGUAACGAAAUUCCAUCAUGUGGUUUCGGCACUCCAGCCCGAGGAGUUAGCAGUCGUAGCCGAUAUUAUUCUAAACCCCCCAGUGGACAAGCCGUACGAGGCUCUUAAAGCCCGUCUGUGCCGACAAUAUGCCGACAGUGAGGCGCAAAGGCUUAAGGACUUAAUUUCGGGAAUGCAGCUUGGGGACAAGAAGCCAUCCAGACUGCUGUUAGAAAUGCGUAGCAAGGCAUCAGCGCACAUAGGUGACGACCUGCUAAAGUCGCUGUUCUUACAACGGUUACCAUCUAACGUCCAGCAGAUCCUAGCCAUCUCAAACGACAGCCUCGACAAACUGGCAGAGAUGGCGGACGGUAUAAUAGCUGCAGCCGAUAGCCCUGUUUCCGUACAAGCAGUCACUCAGGGAGACCAAACACUACAGACGUUACUUUUAGAUAUCUCCUCCCGCCUGGAACGACUGGAAGGUAGGGAUAGAUCCCAAUCUAGAUAGAGAUCCACGAACCGCCGGAGACGAUCAAAGA